AUGCCACGACCGAAAAAAGCGGGUGAUGAUGGAAAAGAAGUGAAGAAGCGAUCGAGGAAUGGCUGCUGGCCGUGCAAGUCGAGAAAAGUAAAAUGCGGCGAGGAGAAGCCAGUAUGCGCAAACUGCCAACGACAAGGCGAAGCAUGCGAUUAUAGUAUUCGCCUAAACUGGGAUGGACGGAGUAAGAAGAAAGAGAAUGGCACAAACGGCUUCCACACCAUUUCCUUCAAUUCACAACCACUACCAUUGCCUGCCCUCUCGCAGUCACUCCAAGUCAAUGCUCCUCACAAUAGCGACAGUGCACUUCCAGCACUUGCGCCAGCUCCUGUACUUACCACGAUUGAACAAAUGCCAAUCCUCCCUGGCAUCGACUCAAGAAAUUCGAGCGGCUCUUCCGAUCAAUCACUUCCUCCAGUAUCGAAAUUGGGACAUCCAGUUCGUCCCCUGCCUAUACCUCAUGUCACCACUCCGGCACCUUUCUUACGAAAUCCGACGUGGGACGCACCUAUUGGCGCUGGCUUCAAUACCGCGCGCAAUAACCUUCGAGGCUCGAUAUCCUAUCCAUCUCCAAUUGAUUCCUCUUUCGGCAGUCCAAGCUAUACCUCCACCACGUUCAGUAUGAACGGAAGCUCUUCAUACCAUAUGCCACCUCCCAUGACAUCAAAUCCUUCUCUGCUGCCAGAUGCCGUACCGUCACCAUACAAUAGCGCAAAGAGGAUGCGUAUGAGUCCUCGUGCCGAUAACUUUAGUAGACAACCCGCCUUGAGUCGGUCAUUGUCGUCUAACUAUGGUCAUAUUGACGAUGUGCAGCGCCAUUACUUCAACCCGGGCACCUCAACCUAUUUUCCGCCGCACCUUCGUGAUCCGCUGACCCCAGCCACUUCUUCAACAAGCCAUCUCAACGAUGGUGAUGAUAGACGCAUCUCGGUUAGCUCCUUAUUGUCAGAAGACCCCGACGAACUGCCUUCUCGCAAAAAUUCUUCAACCUCAUACCCUCUAGCUUGGAACCACGAACCAAUGCCGGAGCCACCAAGAAGAGGGUCGCUACAUCAGAGGAUGAUAUCAUAUUCAGAGACUGAAACCUAUGGUCAUGACCGUGGUCUGCCUGACUGGGAUCUUGGUCGCAACAACGAUACCGUGGCACUCAGUGGUGGAAAUACUCCCUCGGAGCACAGUGACUUUGAGUCCUGGCUCAAUGAUGCCGAUCUUGGCAUACCAGAGUUUGGCUUUCGGCUUGAAUCAAAGGAUCAAGCUUUCAAUCCUGGCGGGUAUUAUUCGUCUCCAGUACCCAUCAAGAUACCAAGGAAGCUUGAGCCGCUACCAUCAACUUUGACCACCAAUCCUAUGAACCUGUUGUACUUCCAUCAUUUCCUGAACCAUACUGCACGAAUCUUAGUCAUUCAUGAUUGUCCAGAGAAUCCUUUCAAAACAAUCUUACCGAAGAUGGCUGUGGAAAGUGCGAACCUCCUCAACCUGAUGCUCACGUAUUCGGCAUGUCACCGAGCAAGGCUUCUGGGACACAAAGAACCUGUCAACAGAAUCGCUCAUUGGGUAAGAGAUGUCUUUCCGAGCUUACGGCAAACGCUUGACGAGACGCAAAACACAGAAAUCUCUAACGCAAACCUUGCAACAGCAAUCAUGCUUGCAUCUCUCGAGAUCAUCUCUCCCUCGAGUUUUGGUAUUGCUAUUCCUUGGCAAGCUCAUCUCGGCUUAGCCCGGGGCAUUAUACGCGCUCGAGGAGGACCACAUUCCAUCUCUAGAAAAGACCCCGUUAUGUUCUUCCUCAGCAGAUGGCUUGCGUACCUCGAUGUCCUUGGUUCGCUCAGCAGCAGGAACACGGAAGAGCCACUCUACGAAGCAAACUUUUGGCAAAGUUCAUAUGAGAGCACUUCGGCAAAAGAACUAUCUUUGACCGAUGAUGAUGAUGGAGAUGAUGACGACGACUAUACCAUUGACUGCUUGCUUGGCUUCACAACACGUUGCAUUACCAUACUUGCGCAAGUGGCGUCUCUGGCGCGACAAGUCGCCCCGUAUAGAAUGCGUGGGCACAUCGGCAUAGUGGACGAGUCGUGGACACCAAGCCCCGAUAUCAUAAAGAAAGCUGACAGAUUGAAGGCAGAUCUUGAAAGAGCUAGGAACCAUGAACAGUGA
Messenger RNA from Lithohypha guttulata, 2151 nucleotides. RefSeq lists its product as uncharacterized. Lineage: Eukaryota; Fungi; Ascomycota; Eurotiomycetes; Chaetothyriales; Trichomeriaceae. Gene Ontology annotation, molecular function: zinc ion binding; transcription cis-regulatory region binding; DNA-binding transcription factor activity, RNA polymerase II-specific. The record is from RefSeq and is a predicted model, not a curated record. The transcript is spliced from 3 exons. Gene Ontology annotation, biological process: positive regulation of transcription by RNA polymerase II. Gene Ontology annotation, cellular component: nucleus. The coding region runs from base 1 to 2151 and encodes 716 amino acids.